AUGUCGCAGGGUCCGCCGGACGCGGGGCAGCUCAAUGACCUGCCCGACCACUCUCCGCUGGUGCGCGGUGCCGUGUCCGAGCUGCGGCGGCGGGCGGAGGCAGAGCCCGGCCAGCGCUGGCCGCAGCCGCUCUCCGAUGCUUUCCUGGUGCGGUUCCUGCGCGCCCGAGACUUCCACCUGGACCUGGCUUGGAGGUUAUUGAAGAAUUAUCAGAAGUGGAGAAUUGAAUGCCCAGAAAUAAGUGCAGAUUUACAACCAUCUUCUGUUCUUGGUCUUUUGCAAGCUGGCUAUCACGGAGUCCUAAGGUCAAGAGACCCACAUGGAAGCAAAGUUCUAAUAUACAGAAUUGGACAAUGGGAUCCCAGUUUAUUUACAGCAUAUGAUGUGUUUCGUGUAAGUCUCAUCACAUCUGAACUCAUUGUAAAGGAGAUCGAGACUCAGCGAAAUGGAGUCAAGGCCAUCUUUGACCUUCAAGGAUGGAGAUUUGCUCAUGCUUUUCAAAUCAGUCCAGCAGUGGCCAAGAAAAUUGCUGCUGUUCUCACAGAUUCCUUUCCACUGAAAGUUCGAGGUAUCCACUUGAUUAAUGAGCCUUUAUUCUUCCACCCAGUCUUCACUCUAAUUAAGCCUUUUCUCACUGAAAAAAUAAAGCAACGGGUGUACAUGCAUGGAAAUAACUACUUGCAGAGUCUCACCGAACACUUCCCUGUCAGCAUUCUCCCACAGGAAUAUGGGGGGGAGGAAGUCUCCAUUGAAGAGCUGGCCAAGGAAUGGACUGACUUCAUAAUGGCAUCUUCAGAUUAUCUUCAGAGCAUUUCUCUGGUUGGUUAGGAAUAACCUUAAUAGAGUGUUUUAUCAAUUCUUGAACACUGGAAUUGGAAAAAAGUUUAAUAUGACAACUAUUUUCUAUUGUGAGUGAAACCAGGGCAAUCACUGAAUGCUAUAUUGGCUGCACUUUUAUAGUAACUGGAGUCUAUCACUUUGUAUGUCUGAAAAGAUUAAUGAAUUUUACAUAUUUGUUGCACUUUUUGUAAUUGAGUAACUUGUAUGCCAGAAAGCUGAAGAGUGCAUUGCGUAUCAGAUUGAUACUCCUGCUGUUAGGUCUCUUUGGGACAACUCACCUGUAACAAUGCAGUCCAGAAGCUUACGCUUAGCUCUUGUACCUUGGCUUGUCAAGACAACAGGAUACAAAACAAAGUGAAAAAACAAAAAAACUGUGAAUAGGGUAGAGUAGUUUGUUGCAAAUAUAAGACUAUAGGGCUAAUUAAUUUACAAGGAGUGAAGAGGCUGCUUUUUGGAUUGAUUCUCAGGGAAAAAAUGCUGCUUUGUGUCAAAUUGAAAAUUAGCCAUAGUAAGACAUUUGUGUUACUCUUUGUGCUGCUUGUGCACCUUCCCUUUUUUGUGCUAAUUAACGGAGUAAUCUUCAAGUUUUAUAGAGAAAACACCAUCUACGUAUUCUUCAAAGGACAGUGUGAAUCAGGAGAAGGAGCUGGUAAGAGUCAAAACAACUCUGAAAAUUCUUAUUUUCUUUCUUCAAAGUGAUACUAUCUAUGGUCAACUAUAAUCAACCCAGAUUAUUAUCCUUUAUUCCCUAGUGUAGAGGACUACAAAGGUCAAAAGUUUCCAGCUGUUUGCAUUAUCUGUUUGUUUCAGGGUGUAAAGUAGGUUAACCUUUUCGGAUCUGAACUUUAGAAAUAUCUGUUGUAUGUUUUAAGGGUGUUUUGAGGUCACUUUGGACCUCAGCACAGGAGAUGAUUGGUAUUGUAAUUUUAUUUUCAGUACAGUAAUUGACAGUUUGCAAGUCUAUUUGCUGCUGGGCACUGAAAGAAAUGAUUUUUAAUUUCCAGUGAGACUACAUCUUCAUUUCUAUUGGGGUAAUUAAAAUAAACCAAAACCUCCAUACUUACUGAAAACAGGUUUUUGGUUUGUUUUGAAAGGGCAUUGUUGACAUAUGAAUACUGCAUGUGUGAAAGCUAUCACUCACACUACACUGCAGUAUCAUGCUGCAAUCCCCUGUAUUUAGUAAUCCCAACCAUUAUUUUACUUUUCUCUCAGCUUUCUCCUAAACUCUCUGUUAGUACACCAACUAAUAGAAUUCAUUUACCCAGUUCUUAACUUUGUUUUUGCAUAAGCACUAUAUAUUUAAGCAUUCCGUAUGAAUUUUCCUAUAAAUAAAUACAUUAAAAAAUGCUUUUUUCUCAGGUAGCUAGAAAUGAUAACUUCAGUUAUUUUGUAAUCUUUGGGACAUUGGGAUGGUAUAUAGGCAUAGGGGACAGAAAUGAAACUAUCCUAUUAGAAAUUUCUUACUUUAGAUUAUGAUUAGGAAGGCAUUAUUGCAAGAGUCCUUGGAAACUAUUCUUUUUAGCAAGAGGAACAUCUGUGAAAGACCCAUGAGAGUACUUGCUGGUUGUAGUUUCUUCUGGUGUGGUAAGAUCAAUGCCAGAAAUUCUUUCAAAACUGACAACUUUUUUUUCCUUUCUUCCAAUUUCUGAAUUUCCUCACGUGCCUUUUUAAUUUUUCUCUCAAAAUAUUUUUGAAAUGGGGCCUAAAUUUAAAGAAACCUUUUUUCAGAUACAUGAUUCUAUGGAAAUGUAUUUCACAUAUAUUUCUUUUUCUCAGAUUGAACUAUUUUGUGAUACAAAAGCUCCUUAAAUAGAGGAGUUCGAUGAGCUGCGAAUUCUUUAUAAGAAAAUAGACUAAGUAGUCAGGUAUCUGGCAAUUGCUCAAGUGUGUAACUCAAGUUCCAAGUAAUUUACCAGCUGGAGAACCGAAGCUAUUGUCUUAAUAUUGCAGUCCUUUAAUUUUAAUUUGUGAAUGUAAACUGCACAAAGGAAUGAACCAUGUUUCAGUGAACAAGAAAAUUUAAACUUUUCCUAUGAAACCAAUCUCUGAUUGCUACUGGUUCAUGUAGCAGAAACCUCAUUUGAUUGCAUAUGUAUAUGCAUAUUUAGCUGGGGCUUUUUAAUCUUUAUUUGGACUUUACCAGCUCUAUGAAUAUAAAGUCCUAAAUGUCUUCAGAAAUACCCUGAUCCUGUUAUUAAGUGGUAGCAUGUUUGCAUAACUCAACAGUUAGAGCACUGAUUGCAGUUAUUUUUUCCUGAACUGUUAAUUAUUUUUUAAUGUUUACAUAUUAUAUAGGAGGUGGGAAACCUUACUUGCUAUUGCUGCUAAUAAUAAGGACACAAGAUAGCUGGAACAUUUACAUAAUGAAUAGUGGAGAUAUUGGUAUGAUAUGUGGUGGUGUUGCAGCUUUGAGCAGCAGCCAACAAAACAAAGAUCCCUAAGUGCAUUAUUCUUUAUAAACAUUGGGAAUGCCUUAAAAAAAAAAAAAAUCUCCUGUUAAACGGUGCAAAUAUAUUUUACUACUGACUCUAAACACGAUGUAA
Molecule: messenger RNA, 3383 nt
Organism: Hirundo rustica (Barn swallow)
Lineage: Eukaryota; Metazoa; Chordata; Aves; Passeriformes; Hirundinidae
Gene: TTPA
Product: alpha tocopherol transfer protein
Exons: 5
Coding region: 1-828 (275 amino acids)
Cellular component (GO): membrane
Molecular function (GO): phosphatidylinositol bisphosphate binding
Source: RefSeq, a predicted model, not a curated record